Molecule: messenger RNA, 1078 nt
Organism: Fundulus heteroclitus (mummichog)
Lineage: Eukaryota; Metazoa; Chordata; Actinopteri; Cyprinodontiformes; Fundulidae
Exons: 4
Coding region: 48-941 (297 amino acids)
Source: RefSeq, a predicted model, not a curated record
GCACUCUGUGUAUACAAAAUGACAAUAAAGUAAGUCUAAGUCUAGUCAUGCGUCAGAUAAGUGUAAAGAAAAAGAAGUUGAGCAGAACAAUCUCCAAGGACCAACUUCGCAUCUGCAAAGUCCUGGCCAGGAGACGCAUCCCUGAACUUCUUGAUGAACUGUCUGAGGACCCCAACCCGGAGGCGCGCAGGAGAUUCUUCGGGUACCUCAGUGUUUAUCUAGCAAGCCUCUAUGGACACCGCACCGGUGUGCUAAAGAACAUGACUGUGGCGGAGGUUGAAGAAGCCCAGCAGGAAGCCACAGUCGGGCAAGUGGGCUUUGUGAUCAAUGUGAAGGAACACAAAACCAACCGUGCGUUUGGCCCCGCACAGCUCUACUUAACUAUAGAGGAAUUCUCAUGGGUGGAGCAGUGGAUGAUCAUCAGACAGAAACUAAACCCACCCACAGACCUUCUUCUCUUCACCGAAAAAUUCACAAAGAUCGAAAAACUGAUCGUGCCGAUGCAAGCCGCCUGGCUUGACAUGGGUUUUCCUGGGCGCCCUACAUUCACAGAUUUCCGAACAUCAAUAGCCACAUACGCAAGGAAUACUUUGUCCCCAAGUGACCGGAUCAACAUUUCAAAGACGAUGUGUCAUGACACACGGACAGCAGACAAAUUCUACGCGCUCCACCGCACUGCGUCAGAGCUGGCUCAGAUCCGUCAGAAUUUCGAGGCAGCCGUCGAGCCACCACGUACGACGGUACAUGACACCGCCGAACCUUCCCUCCUCUCCAUGUCAGAAUCAUCAGGUGAUGGUCUUGAGGAGGAAGCGGAGUGCGCGCCUUCCAGCCCGCCUGCCGGUGCUGCGCCGUCCUCACCAACAUCCAGUCAGGCCACUGGAUCAACAAGCCCUGAUCACGCUUCUGAGAGCGACGUUGACUACACUGUUGACAGCGAGUGAGACACUUCUGAGAGCGAGUCUGAGCACACUUCGGAGAGCGACCCUUCAUAUGAACCAAGUAGAGGGACCCAACAACCCAGAAGAAAGAGACCAUUGUUUACCUACACGUUGAGAAAUAGACGUCCAGGGCGCAGCCA